AUGGCUACAUCGGACGACGAGCCUGACGAUGGCGACGGGUCCAACCUACCGGUUGACGCCUCGCGGCACAUUGAACGCAUGAAUGCCGAGCGCAGCGACCCGAAGCAGCCGGUGGUGUACGCGUACCUCUCGGAGAUGUUUGCGUCGCCUCGGCACGCACAACUCACCCCUGGGCUGCGCUUCGCGCAGCUGCACGCGGUCGUGCUGUACUACCUCGGCUUGGCCGAGGAGGGCCUGCUACCGCAGAACCGCGGCGCCGCUGCCUGGAAGCGGCUGCGCGAGGAUGUGCCCUUUUGCGACGCCAAUGGACGGCUGCGCUCGCUGCCCAAUCCGGCCGUGGUGGAUGCAGCAUCGGCACAGCCAGGCAGCCCUGUCGCCUCGCGUCGUCACGAAGCUGAGACGCCUUCCGUCCAGGUCGUGCCGGCCGUCCUCGAGCCACGCAGCGGAAUGAAGGAGUUGUCGGUAGCGCGGCGUCGCCUCUACGACGAAGCCAUCCUGUUCGUUGAGACGCAGCUCAAGCACAUUGGGAAUGGCAAGCCCGCGUGCUCGCGGCUCCGAGCCGAGCUGCAGUACCUGGGGCAGGCCGUUGCAGUGGUUGCGUCCAAGCAGCACGCGCAGCUCGACCUCGAUGAGCGAGGCGCAUUCGAAGACCUCGCCAGGCAGGUGCUUGCCUCGCCGUACAUGUACCAAGAGCUCGUUGGAGCGACCGACGCCUUUGAGGAGGUCUGCAAGCUCAUCAAUGCCAGGCUGCCAGGUCAGCCCUUUGGAGACGAGCAUCAGCUCUUGCGCGUCGCUACACGUGUGCUCGAGGAGUACCCGAUCGCGACGUACCUGGUGCAGCGUGGCUGGUGCCGGCCAGUCGAUGAGCAAGGCCGCCGGCUGCUCGGGCGGAUUCGGCUCGACUCCGGCUCGGCGCACCCGGCCGCGGCGCAAGCUCGAUCCACGCGGCGCCGCGGCAGCAGACCCGCUCCUCCCAGUCGAAGCGCGGACGGCGCGUCUGCUGCUGGUAUGUCCACGGCAGCCACGACGGGCGCAGGCAGCGACUCCGACGCUUCCAAGGAGGAGAUGCCGCUCACGACGUGCCGCGCGCCCCCAGUCACCGCCUUCCAGUGGUUUGCGCGCACAGAGGCGCUGCGACUGAGAAGCUCCGCCUCCGCCACAGUGUCGAGCGAUCAAUGGCGCGCCAUCACAGCGGCCUGGGACGAACUCCCUUCGGACCGCAAGGCGUGGUGGGAGACGCAGCGGCUUGCAAGCUUGCAGGUGCAGAACGCCCGAGCACUCUCCUCGAGCUGCUCGUACAUCUGCGCGCACGGCGCGACCGACCUAGCCCACUGUGAGGGCUGCGGCGAGGCGCGCAGUGGCCACCCCUUCUGUUUUCAGAAGCGGCUUGUGGAGGCGGGUGCAGAUGGCACGAGCGAGGCCCUCUACCUCUGCCCGUCCUGUCUGCAGAGACACCUCGCCGCGGUGCGCCUCCUGCCACCCCAACCGCCGACGCCGACGGUGCUCGCGGCGAUCGAGCUGCUAGUCGGGGGAAGCGGCGGUUGCGCCAAACUCGGAGCCGUCCGGGAGGCGGCGCGCGCUGCGGCAGGGGUCGUCACGCGCGGUGUCAGCCAGUCGCAGCGUGCUGCCAUCGCCGCGUGCUCCCACCUCGACGAGUGCAUCACGGCAAGCGCCACUCUGGCAGAGGCGGCGGGGCUCUCCUCGAGCCGCGCUUUCGCGAAUGUGCACGGGGGCUUGGUCGCGCUCAAGGUGGCGGAGCACCUCCGCGGCGGCGAGCCCAGCGUCGUGAAGGCCUGCGCAGUCCUGCACGAGUACCAGCGCGCACCCGCUCUCGAAGAUGCUGCAAAGGCGGUGCACAUGCACGUGAUGCAGGCUCUCGUGGAUGCGGCGCGCAGCGGUCGCCGAGGCAGGCUGGAGGCGGAGCUCGCGCUGCGGUCGGAUGCGGCGGCGCUCGCGCCCGUGGUGCUCCGGUUCGUGCGCGAUGACAUCUGCAACGUCUUGCAGCUCGUGCUCGACGACGUCGUCGACCUCGCGUCCCCCGACGUCAUCGACGCAGACAACGCCUCCGCGGCUCCCCGACAGUCGCGCCGACGCGACAUACUGCGUCGUGUCGCCGAGUCCAUCAUCGGCCCGUUGCUGCACCUGCGCUGGAUCGGCUCGCAGGAGGAGUGCCCCGAGGCAAAGAAGCUCUUUCGGCGCAUCAGCCGCUUCCUCCAGGUGCCGGAGCGCGCCGCCACCUUUCGCAGCGCACUCUUUCGGGAGGGAGCACCACGUUCCCUCGACACCGACCUCAAGCAACGCGCGCCUGUGCUGCUAGAGGCGGACCGAGAGCGUGGCAAGACGACCAGGCGCGCUGUCAUCGAGGACAAUGCCCCGAUCGUGUCCAUCACGGCCCCAGGGCUUGGCGAGGUCGUGCAGGCCAACUUGACGCACUGGACCGCUACGGGAAGUGUCAACCUGGACCCGGCCACCGGCAGCUUGGGCGACGGUCGGCCGCUCAGCACUGCCGUGGGCAAGUUUGUCGCCACCGCCGGUCCACUCUACGGCGUUGCCUUCCCCGAGCUGCGAAGAAACGCAAUGUCCUCCUCGCACCGGGGCCUGCGCCUGCCUGCCGAGUACGCCCUCCGGGGCGACCAGACGUGCCAGUGGGGCGUGAGUGACGGCACCGUCUGCCGCUUGAUGCACCCGACCCGCGGGCUCGUGCCCGAGCUGGUCAAUGGCGAGGGCCUCACCCUUGCCACGCACGUCCCCGUCAAAGAGGCGCUGUCGCACCUCUUCAAGAUGUUUCGGUUGCAGCUUGACUCGAAUUCCACGCACGUCUACGGCAACCUCAAGGACGCGACGAUCCGGGCGCUACCGGUGCACGUCUUUUCGUUCCUUGAGCGACCUGAAGGUGGCGCCGUCGGCUCAUGGGUGGAGGGGCCGCGCGAGGGUCUGCGCGCGCACUCGCGCAGGUUCUACCCAGGCGCCUGGACCGACGACGGGAGCUCCCUCCGCGUAACGUCGCUGCGCAUCGGCCCUCCGCAGCCGGUCAACUCGCUCGCGUCCGACGAGCAGUGGGGGCUCGCGCUCGAGCUCGGCCGUGCCACGGGGCAGCUGUCUCGCGGCAACUAUGCCGACUGCGGCGAGGUUGGCGACGCGCUGCGGCCGUUUCUGCAGGGUGAUCUCGGCACGUACAGCGUGCUUGGAGGCUGCCUCCGCCGCGAGAUGGUCGUCGUGUCGAGAGGUGUGUUCCGAAACGAGGCCGAGGCGCGCGCUCAUGUGCGUGCUCUGCGGAUCGUCCAUGCGAUGUGGGACCCGCUGCGCCCCGUUAUGCACAACCAGUUCGCGCUCCUCAAGGGCAUCCUCGUCUGCCGUUUCAAGAACGGCUCCAUCGAUACGGAGCGCACGAUGCAGGGCUUCACCAAGUUCAAGCCGGGAUCCGAGGGCCAGGGCUUCCAGACGAAGAAGGAGCUGGUCGGGCGUCGCACGCAGGCGUUCCACAACGUGAUGCAGCGUCUCUUCCGCAUCUACAAGAGGGAGGCGUACGGCGACAGGGUCACCAUCAACGCAGACGGGAGCCUCGACCGCGACGACUACGACGACCGCUUUCUCGAUAUGAUCCGGAGCCUUGCUGCCCCCGAUGCGACGGGCCGCGUGGAUGAGGAGCUGGCGGACAUGAUCCACGAGGUGUACGACCUCAACGUGCCGCUGCUUCUCGAGGUGCUGAUGACGCGCAAGAGCAUCGCCGAGGUCGGCCCCAUGAUGUGCGCCUACUGGCAGGCCUGGGCGCAGGCGGCGAACUGCCCGCGCGUCUUCCGCCACUUUGUCGACCAGCUCGCCGCGCCGCUCCUCCGCUCCGCCGAGGGCAACACCCACGUGCUACAGGCCUUGUCGACGCCAACCGAGUCGGGCAACUACGGCACGGGGAAGGAGGUGGACUGCUUGCAGGAACUCAUCGUCCUCAUCGCGCAGCGGUACAAGCUCAAGGCCGCGGGCAAGGGCGAGGAGGCCAAGAAGCUGAUCGGGCGCCAGCACGCCCUCGCCGCCAACCUCGACAUCGCCCUCGAGACGAUACCCUGGCUCGAGACGGAGUGGGCUGGCCUGAUGAAGAAGACGUACCAGUCGAGGGUGAUGCAUCGGUCCGAGGCGAUCGACGUCCUCACCUAUCUGUACACCCGCUCCUUUGCCGUCGCGGACCCCUUCCGGCGCAUCGCAUCUGGUGCCCAGGGCGAGGUCGCGCGCUGGGAGCUCGCGACGCAGCUGCGACUAGAGCCUGCGAGCACAGCCGCGCUCCAAGUGCCCUGCUUUUACUACGUCGAUAUGGAAGGUGGCCCUCUCCGGCUGCUCGCACCUGGGCGCCUCCUCGCGGCGGCGAGGGAGGCGGACGCGUCGAUGGAGGAACCGCCGAAGGUGACCUUCGCGACCGGAGAGAAGCCUCUCUUCGGCACCGAGCUCACGGGCGUGUGCUUCGGGCGCGACGGCCGGUGGCGCUCUCGUGGCGGGGUGGGCGUGGGAGAGCUGCGCGUCCCGCACAAUGUGCCGCGCACAGUCUGCAUCACCGACUCGACGCUGCGCCCCGCCGCCCUGUCGGCGCUGCAGAUGCUGCCCCUCACCAGCGACGAGCCCGAUGCGACGGAGGAGUACACGCAACUCAGGUGGUCGCUGUCGCUGGUGCGCACCGCCUCUCGUACUGUGCCCGCUGUGGCGCAGCUGCAACGAGCGCUGCCAUCCAUGUCCCUCCUCCUGUACGUUGACGGCGUCGAGGCCACCAGCGUCAGGGCUACUGACCUGCCGCGGCGGCUGCUCGGGGCGCUCCAGACUGGCAAGCCUAUUGUAAUCGCCCCGCCGGUCACGCUCCAGGAUGCGGCAAAGGCAGCCUUCGACAUGUCGUACGACAUCCUGCUCUCGGGAGUGGUGGCUAGGUACACGUCGAGCGGCAAGCCUUCGUACACGGCAAAGGUGUGGGGAGGCACCACGUCGGCGCAGCGCGAGUGCCGGCAGGGCAAGCCGUCGCCCCCAUCCGCAGUGGAAGGGAAGCCGCAGAGGCUCGUCCUCUUUUGCUACUCCAAGGCGACAGAGCAAGCCGCACCCGCCGGGGGUGAGCGGGGCGUGCAGGCGUCGAAACGCAGCGGCCUCGAGCUCGCGCUCGAGGAGGCGCGUGAGAUGACAGAACGCGCGGAGGAGGCGGGGGUCGUGUCGGGCAUAGCCGCCAAGCGGGCGGCAGAGGAGGCGGACCAGACCGAGCUGCUCAAGCACACGAGGCGCACGCACCUGCUCACGGGUCGAGCACAGGGGGCCGGGAAGGUCGCCGUCGGGAAGGGCCCGGGCAGGAAGAACACGGCCGACCAGGGCCGCCGCCUGCCGACGCAGCGCACGUACCAGAACCCAGUCGGUCGCAUAAGCUCUGGCGACACUGCAGGGCUCGCAGGCGGCGACAACAGGAAACUCAAGUUUGCCAAGAACUACGGGCAGGCCAUGCAGCGGUGUUACGACGCGGAGCUGGAGUCGCUGCAGGUGAUGACGGACGUGUACAAUGCCGAAAGGCCGUGUGGGCGCGGCAUCCCGUUCGACUACUCGACUCUUGUGCGCCAAGGCGGCGGCGGCGGCGGAGGUGGCGGCUGCAGCGGCGGCGGCGACGGCGGCGACGGCGGCGGUGGCGGCGCGGGUGGGGGACCGGGAGGCAACCGCUCCUCGCGCGCAGGCACAAGCGAGGAGGAUGCCCGGGUCGCCAAGGAGCGCGAGCGCAUCGAGCGCGAGAUCCAGGUGAAGCUGCGCGAGAUCGAGACGCACGAGCAGACGAGCAUCGAGCUGCAAACCGACCAGACCGCGAGCAGCGUGCAAAAUAUGCAACCGAGUAUAGACAAGGCCAAGGAGCGGAGCGACACCCUGCGGCGCGAGCUGACGGCGCUCCACCGCAAGCUGUGGUCACUAGAAGACGACGCCGGCGGCGGUGCGGGAACGCACAUCGAUCCGGAUGACGAGCUGCUGGAGGGUGAUGACGAGGCGAUCGGCAGCUUGCCGCUGGAGGACUCCGACGACGAGGGGGGCGAUGCAGCAGGUGCAAUCAGUGAUGACGACAUGUUUGACAAUGACGGGCCCUAG
Messenger RNA from Emiliania huxleyi CCMP1516, 6084 nucleotides. RefSeq lists its product as hypothetical. The transcript has 4 exons. Lineage: Eukaryota; Haptophyta; Isochrysidales; Noelaerhabdaceae. The record is from RefSeq and is a predicted model, not a curated record. Bases 1 to 6084 code for a protein of 2027 amino acids.